Messenger RNA from Hypanus sabinus (Atlantic stingray), 1403 nucleotides. RefSeq names its product RAB11a, member RAS oncogene family (gene rab11a). Gene Ontology annotation, biological process: exocytosis. Gene Ontology annotation, molecular function: GTPase activity; GTP binding. The record is from RefSeq and is a predicted model, not a curated record. NCBI's taxonomy places the organism in Eukaryota, Metazoa, Chordata, Chondrichthyes, Myliobatiformes, Dasyatidae. Gene Ontology annotation, cellular component: recycling endosome. The coding region runs from base 232 to 882 and encodes 216 amino acids. The transcript has 5 exons.
UCUAUUAAAAACGCUGUCCUCCACUGGCGACAGAGUGUGAAACGAUUUAGUCACAUUCCCUUGCUGAAAGGGAAAUUUAAAAAAACCACAAACUACGUGCUGGAUUGGAAAAGAACUUAUUACUGAACUUUACCCCGGAAGGGGAAGUGUUGAGUCGGUUUUCCACUGGACUAGCGCUCGGUCGCUGCCUCGGACGUUUCCUUUAAUUUAUUUAUUUCUUCGCAGACAGGAAUGGGAACACGGGACGACGAGUAUGAUUACCUGUUCAAAGUUGUCCUGAUUGGUGAUUCGGGAGUGGGCAAAAGUAACCUCCUGUCCCGCUUCACACGCAAUGAGUUUAACUUGGAAAGCAAGAGCACAAUUGGAGUGGAAUUUGCAACCAGGAGCAUCCAGGUAGAUGGGAAGACCAUUAAAGCCCAAAUCUGGGACACGGCUGGUCAGGAGAGAUAUCGAGCCAUCACAUCAGCAUAUUACCGUGGAGCUGUUGGAGCUUUGCUGGUAUAUGACAUCGCCAAACACCUAACGUACGAGAAUGUGGAGAGGUGGUUAAAGGAGCUGAGGGAUCAUGCGGACAAUAACAUCGUCAUCAUGUUGGUGGGCAAUAAGAGUGAUCUGCGGCAUCUCCGAGCUGUCCCCACAGAUGAGGCAAAGGCCUUUGCAGAGAAAAAUGGAUUGUCUUUUAUAGAAACAUCAGCUUUGGACUCAACAAAUGUGGAGACAGCUUUCCAGACCAUUCUCACAGAAAUUUAUCGUAUUGUGUCGCAGAAGCAAAUAUCAGACAAGCGUGAAAACGACAUGUCACCGAGUAAUAACGUGGUCCCCAUUCACAUGCCUCCAACGACUGAAAACAAACCAAAGAUGCAAUGCUGUCAGAAUAUCUGAACCAAGUUCCUGAAUCAUUCCUGGGCCUCGGUCUGUUCAACCUGUCGCUUGCUGUUUGUUUUGUAAUUAAAAUAUGAUCAAUGUUACAAUUACCUUCAACUUGUUACACAUCUUUAUAAGCAAAUUAAUGCAUUAAAUUAAUUUCAGCUACAGAGCAUUUUUAUAAUAUUCACAAGUAGUGUAAAAAUAAGUUUAUCAUGUAAAGUGAUGCUGUUUUUAUGUGGUGUUAGCAAACAGCUUGUUGAAUAAAGCACCACAAAGCCUUACUGUCGUAGGUGCUUUACAAGACGGAAUGUUCAUGAAGUGUUUCCCCACACAGACGGCAUUUCUUUCCCAUUCAUCGCUGCUCUCUCCCUCAUUUCCUCUGUAACAUUUCCUGAUAUUGGAUGUAAUCGAUGUUUUGUAAAUUAGUCCUGUGUAUUUUGUGCAUGUACUUUGAUUGUUUUUCCAAGAUUUUAGUUAUAACAGUUCAAAAUAUAUUCUGUGCACUUAAAUCUUAAUUAAAAUGAAUUGGAGGGGAA